Molecule: messenger RNA, 764 nt
Organism: Bradysia coprophila
Lineage: Eukaryota; Metazoa; Arthropoda; Insecta; Diptera; Sciaridae
Source: RefSeq, a predicted model, not a curated record
GAUCAACCUGUCACCGAACGGCAAUGCAUUGUCUGAUUUUGUUUGUAAAUAUUGAAAUUUGCACGACGAAUAAGAAACACGGCCAGUCGCUCAAUAAUGGAAAGUAAAAAAUUGUCCAGAACGGUGCAAAAACGACUAAGAAAAAAGGGAAUUAUUCUGCCAAGUUCCACUCCUGCAAAGUCCGAGGCAUCACUCAACAGUGUUAAUAUUUCCACCUCAGCUAAAAAGAAGAAGAAAAAGUGCAAGACAAAAAGAAAGGGCAAGGUUGAACAAAAACCAGAACCAGUGGCAGUGGUCGAAGUCAAAUCCGAUGUGAGACCAACAGUGACACCAGUGACGUCAACAGUGCCACCAACAGGUAAAAACACCAACACGACCAGCAAACACCGCAAACGCGAUCCCAAAGACGUGGUCACUUACAUUAAUAGCAAGCACGUAAGCAAUGACGCCGAUGAAGUUGGUGAUCUUAUUCAUGCUGAACUGGUUGGACUGAGAAAGCAAUCGAGAAACAUAAAAUCUGCAUCGGAUUUGACCGAGAAUCAGGCCCAUGUCAUCAAAAGACAAAUCACCAAAUUACAUGGGGCCGAAGUGGAAAGAGAAUUCAAACGUCCGAAGCAUUGUGAGAAGACGCUGGGCGAGGCGACCGAGGAACUGGCGCGGCUAUUGAAAGAGCGGAAAGCGAAACUGGCAACGACCAGCAAUAAAAGUGGAAAAGUGUAGGUUGGGACAAAUAUAUUUACAAUAAAGUGUUGUCUCUUGUAUAA